GCAAGAAAAAAUUAAUAAUAAUUGAAGUGUUAAUCAUAUAAAUAAAAGUGCAUUUCAACAAAAAUUGCAUUAAAGCAAUUAAAAAACAAAACAUUAGUGAUAGAGUGUGUGUGUAUUAAAAAGAAAAAAAUAAUUGUGAAAUUUAGACGAAAAAACAGAAACACAACACAAAGAAUAAGCAAAACCAAACACGACCAGACAAGAGAAAGCUUGUUUGUAAUUUAAAGUUUAUUUUGAUUUUAGUUUAUUUUUUGUGCAAAAAAUGGAAAAUACAGAAAAUUUAAGUGACUUAAUAACUACCACUACACCCGAUGUAGAAGUGGAAGUUAUAGCAACCAUGGAGUCAGGUCCACCUGCUAUACAGCAAGAUGAUUUAGAUGAUUCCGUGCAGAUAAUAGAAACUCCAAUUGAAGUAUUAGAUUUGACAUCGCCACAACCCUCAACCUCCACCAGCUCUAACAGUGCAGGCGCUGUAGGGGCCAGUAAUAGUUUAGUGAAAAGAAAUUUAGAAGAAGCCUUGAAAGAAGUCAGCUCGGAUCAAAAUCCCUCAACCUCUUCCUCGGCUGCCACUACUAGCAGCAGCAGCAGUAGCAACACUAGCAAUCUCUUGGAAUGUCCCAUUUGUUUGCAAACCUGCAUACAUCCAGCUCGUUUGCCGUGUGGUCAUAUAUUUUGUUUCCUUUGUGUAAAAGGUGUGGCUUAUAAAAAUCGCCGCUGUGCUAUGUGCCGCCGUGAAAUACCACCGGAAUUUUUAGAUCAUCCACAACUUGUUAAUGGCAUUGAGGAUAUUUGCACAACAAAAGCCACAGACGAUGGUUAUCAGUGGUUCUAUGAAGGACGUAAUGGUGGCUGGUGGGCAUAUGAAAAACGUAGUGCCUCUGAAAUUGAAGAAGCCUUUCAAAAUUUAUGUUGGUGGCAAUACGAUGAUCGCACUAGCCAAGACUUAGAGGAGGCUUUCAAGAAAGGUGAACGUUCUUGCACCAUUUUGGUGGCCGGUUAUGUGUACAUUGUUGAUUUCGAUGCCAUGAUACAACAGCGCCAAAAUGAACCGGCCCGCUGUCGUCGCGUUAAACGCGAUUUGGCUACCAUACCCAAGAAAGGCGUAGCUGGUCUACGCAUUGAGGGUAAUACGGUGACAACGGAUUCAAAUUUUGCUGCCCAAGUGUAUCAGAGUCGUCAGAACAGAUAUCGCAGUGGCGAAUUGUUAAACGAUGGCGAUUUAGAAACUCCCGACAAUGCCAUUUUACGUACUCAUGCUCCCAACGAUCCGGCAUCACCCAAUCCUCAGGGACGUUUGCGUUUAUCUUAUGGUGGCUUAGGUGGCUAUGUCAUCGAACUGGGCAAUCCCAGUGAGUUUGUAUCGACAGCAGCCGCCACAGAUGCCGCCCUACGUAUAGCCAGUGAUAUUAUAGGUUCAACACUAGCCCAUGCUGAUGAACUAACACGUUCCGGCAGCAAUAACACACCAUCCACUUCAGCGAAUAACUAUCAUCAUCAUACAAUAAACAAUCAAGAUACUUCCUUGAAUUCAUCAUCAUCUAAUGAGCUUAGUUUAAAUGAUUUAACACUUAAUACACAUUUAACAACAUCACCAGCAACGGCCACCACCAAUACGGCUGCUAAUAAUAUGACCUCCUCAUUAUUAACUAAUAAUAGUGUUGGUGGAGGGGUUGUUAAUUUGUCUCGCGAAAGAGGCAGUCGUGAAUUAUUGGGGGCUGCAGAAGAUUUACUGGGCGCCACACAACGUGUCAUUGCCACCGCUGAUCAGCCAACUAUAGAUUUAUUUGAACAGACUUUAAAUGAUUUUCAUGCUUUAACUUUACGCAAUAUUGUUGAUUCUAGUGACGAUGAUAAUGAUGCCGAACAGCAACAACAUUCAACUCCUACUGGCCAAAGGUCUUCAUUUCAAUCGUAUAAUCAGGAAAAUCCAUAAUUAAAACAAAAAAUUCGUACUUAAGACGAACUAAAACUAAAACAAAUACCCCUACACAAGAAAUAUUUAACUAGAUAACAACUAUAUUAUUAAACAUUGAAAAAGAAAAGAAAGAAAAGUAUUCCUUGCAACAAACAAACAAAUAAGCAAAAUAAUAAAACAAUAAACCAUUUAAUAUAUAGUAAAUACAAAUAUAAA
Messenger RNA from Calliphora vicina (urban bluebottle blowfly), 2131 nucleotides. RefSeq names its product Ring finger protein 146 (gene Rnf146). Gene Ontology annotation, biological process: ubiquitin-dependent protein catabolic process; Wnt signaling pathway. Bases 263 to 1933 code for a protein of 556 amino acids. The record is from RefSeq and is a predicted model, not a curated record. Lineage: Eukaryota; Metazoa; Arthropoda; Insecta; Diptera; Calliphoridae. Gene Ontology annotation, cellular component: nucleus; cytoplasm. Gene Ontology annotation, molecular function: zinc ion binding; ubiquitin protein ligase activity; poly-ADP-D-ribose binding. The transcript is spliced from 6 exons.